Thlaspi arvense is the source of this 1230-nucleotide messenger RNA. NCBI's taxonomy places the organism in Eukaryota, Viridiplantae, Streptophyta, Magnoliopsida, Brassicales, Brassicaceae. The record is from the annotation of a GenBank genome assembly.
AUGGCUAAUACCCUUGUGGCCGAGGGAGGACGGCGAGACAUAGAAGGACGCCAGGCUCCACUUGUUGCCGAUAGUGAUGAGGACGACGGGCUCCACUCGUGGCCGACGACGAAGACAAAGAAGACGAAGACGAAGACGAAGACGAAGAAUCCAGACGCAGAAGGCGAAGUCGUCACCGCUGACAAUGCAGAGGGAGGACGACGACCCAUCUAUGGUUUGAUGCCUGCGAUCCGACCUGCUGAAAAGACAAUGAUACCCCGCCACCGUCGACGAUUGCAGAGCCCAGACGCAGAGCCUAGACAACAGACCCAUCUCCCUCCAUCAUCCGAUCCAAUCGGAAGCAAUCCAAAAGCAGGAUUUCCUUAUCUCUCCUAUUUGCUCCUGUCUUCUACAGAGACGGAGAGAAAGCCACUGCCGGAAAAUCAUGGCCGCCGCCAGUCAUCAGGAAGGUCCCUCGAAGAAACUCCGACCUGGGCCUUUGCCGCCGUCUGCUUCUGCAUCAUCUCCGUAUCCAUCCUCAUAGAGCACUCCAUCCACCUCCUCGCCAAUUGGCUCAAGAGGCACAGGAAGACCGCCCUGUUCGACGCCGUGGACAGGCUCAAAUCCGGUGCUCGACAAACACUGAUAAAUCUCCAUUCCUUAGUUAAUCCUCGGAAAGCUUAUAUUGCUGGGUUUCAUGUCGCUCAAACUAGCCGUGACCCAGGACCGGAUCUCCAACAUAUGCAUCCCCCCAACGGUCGCAGACAUCAUGCUUCCCUGCAAGCAGGCGGCGCCCCACCCUCGGACACCGCCGAGGAAUCGGAGCACUUCUCCGUCGGCCUCUUCAGCGGGAACUUUAGUGUCCGAUUGAUGGCGCCACCGAGGCGACUGGCGGAGGAUGAAGAAGCCGCGGACUCUUGCACUGCGAAAGUAGAGAGAGAAAGAGAUGAACCGAAGGGAAUGCUCCAUUGGUGUCGCGGAAGGGAUUCAUCAUCAGCUUCACAUCUUCAUUUUUGUGCUGGCGGUUAUGCAAAUUGUUUACAGCGUCAUCACCAUGGCUUUGGGCAGGCGAAGAUGAGGCGUUGGAAGGCUUGGGAGGAAGAAACUCAAACAACCGAGUAUCUAGUCGCAAAUGGUAUGUCUAUACAUACUCUCAUCUGUCAACAUUGUCCGGCUGCUUGUACUCUGCGUCCACGCUUGACUUUACCAAAUUCACGAGAAACAGAUUUGCAAAUAUUCUUAUUUAUUUAA